Aedes aegypti (yellow fever mosquito) is the source of this 3246-nucleotide messenger RNA. Its product is annotated as neuroligin-4, X-linked. Bases 115 to 2949 code for a protein of 944 amino acids. NCBI's taxonomy places the organism in Eukaryota, Metazoa, Arthropoda, Insecta, Diptera, Culicidae. Gene Ontology annotation, cellular component: postsynaptic membrane; cell surface; synapse. The transcript is spliced from 7 exons. Gene Ontology annotation, molecular function: signaling receptor activity; neurexin family protein binding. The record is from RefSeq and is a predicted model, not a curated record. Gene Ontology annotation, biological process: chemical synaptic transmission; modulation of chemical synaptic transmission; synaptic vesicle endocytosis.
AGUCCAACCCGAACGCCCUCGCCGUGGGAUGGCGUCCGGAUAGCCGAUAAGUUUAGCCCCGUUUGCCCGCAGCGGCUGCCCAAUGUAAAUAACGAAACCGCAGCUUUAGAUAAGAUGCCAAAAGGACGACUAGAGUACUUGAAACGUUUGCUACCUUUUUUAAUCGACCAGUCGGAGGAUUGUUUAUACUUGAACGUGUUUUCACCGGCGCACGCCGCUCAAAGCGACAAGAAAUUACCUGUUAUAGUAUUUUUACACGGAGAAUCAUUCGAGUGGAACAGUGGGAACCCCUACGAUGGGACCGUACUGGCCAGUUACGGAGAAUUAGUUGUAGUUACACUGAAUUAUCGGUUAGGAAUCUUAGGUUUUUUAAAUGCCAAUCCAAGUCCGGAGAUACGGGCCCGGGUGGCCAACUACGGUCUGAUGGACCAGAUGGCGGCCCUCCACUGGGUGCAGCAGAACAUUGCCAAAUUCGGCGGUGAUCCGUCGAUCGUGACGCUGGCCGGUCACGGAAGCGGCGCAGCGUGCAUCAACUUCCUAAUGACUUCGCCAACCAUGGUGCCCGGUUUGUUCCACCGGGCUAUCCUUCUGUCCGGUUCGGCCUACUCGUCCUGGGCCCUGGUGGAGGAUCCCGUGAUAUACGCGCUGCGGCUGGCAAAAGAAGUCAAUUGCUCAAUACCGGAAGAUCUCAUCAAGAACCACGAACAGAUCGUGGACUGCUUGCGGGAUGUCCCACUGGAAGAACUGUUCGCAGCGGAUAUUCAACCACCGAGCUUCCUCAGUGCUUUUGGGCCAUCGGUAGACGGUGUUGUAAUUCGGCCUGGACGAACAAACCAGGAUAUCGACGAAACGCCUAUUCGAGGAACAUCGAAACGAUCACAAGGUGCAGCAGGUCGGUACGACUUGUUGUUCGGGGUGGUCACUGGAGAAGCUCUGUGGCGAUUUAGCGCCGCUGAUAUCCAGAGUGGCUUCGAAGGCGAACGAAGAGAUCGAAUUCUGCGAACAUACGUUCGCAACGCAUACACGUACCACUUAAGCGAAAUCUUCUACACCGUAGUUAAUGAAUACACCGACUGGGAACGAACCAGUACGCAUCCGAUCAAUACUAGGGACGCAGCGGUAGCCGCACUUUCCGAUGCUCAAUUCGUAGCCCCGCUAGUCCAUACCGGAGACAUGCUAGCACCUCCUCCACCCCUGCCCGGUCAGGAACCGUCCGGCCCGAAGUGUUUCUUCUAUGUGUUCGACUAUCAAACCAAGGACGGUGACUAUCCCCAGCGGAUGGGAACCGUCCAUGGGGAAGACCUACCGUACGUAUUCGGUGCUCCGUUGGUCGAUGGGUUCAACCACUUUCCGAAGAACUACACCAAAUCGGAGGUGGCCCUGUCGGAGGCCAUCAUGAUUUACUGGGCGAACUUUGCCCGGACGGGGAACCCAAACGAACACCACCGGCAGGAUUCGAUUUUGAUGGCCUCCAAAGAGCGGAACCGCUUCCGCAGCAUAAACUGGGACGAGUACGACCCAGUGCAUCAGAAGUACCUUGAAAUCGGCAUGAAACCGCGCGUCAAGAACCACUUCCGGGCGCACCAGCUCUCGAUCUGGCUCCGGCUGAUACCGGAGCUGCACAAGGCCGGCAUGGAGGACGUGGUGGCGCGGCACAAUCUCUUCAAGAACCACGACGACCUGGACAUCUACGAGGGCAUCGUCAAGCCGAAUCCCCUGUCGCGGUUGUCCUUCCUGGAGCAGGACCUCAAGCGGAGGGGCAUGGGACCGGGUGGGCCCCAAUACGGACACUCGCUGCACAGCAAUGUUGCACUCGGAAUGACGACGAUGGAGCCUGCCCUGCUAACAACGUGUAUGCCAGUCGGCAACUACACCGGCUAUAUCCAGCCCACGUCAACGGUGCUGAACGCAACCACGGACACCUUGGCCGGUCUAGAAGCGGCCGGAUAUGCGGCAUACUCGACCGCGCUCAGCGUUACCAUCGCCAUCGGGUGCAGUUUGCUGAUACUGAAUGUGCUGAUCUUUGCCGGGGUCUAUUACCAACGGGACAAAACCCGACUGGAGGUGAAGAGCCUGCAGAAGCAGUACCAGCAGCGAGGUGGAAUGCACCAGCAGGGUCCAUUCGAUCCGAUUAAGCACGCCCACUACCACCUUGGCCACUCCCAGUCCGCCAACGUGAUAGUGGACGUCGAAAACCACGACACCGGUGCUCUCAUACUGGCCAGCGAUGUCAAAUCGCCCCAUAUCUGCUCCAACUCGAUGCAGAUCAACGUCAUGAAGAGUGGAUCUCCGGGCAACGAUGGCCGAGGAGUUGGAGGUGGACCAGGUGAUGGCGGCGGUUGUAACGUUCCGUCGGGCCAAACCGCCAAUAAUGCAAAAAUCCCUCUGGCCAAUAACACCUCGUACAAACCUCGAACGGAGCACAUUACGAUACCAAUCAAAAAUUCAACCUUCACCGGAGGCGCCGGGAUGAUGACGCUGCCCAAACCGGGCACGGUCCACAUCCCGAUGAGUUACAAUCGGAACGAGUGCAUGACACUGCCACGAAAUGCCGGUGGUGGCAUUAGCACGUCCAGCACCAACACAGAGGCUCAACAAAUUAAACUACCGCCAAACGGAACAGCGAUCGGAAUCCACAUGCGUUCGAAUGCGGCAUCCACCCUCGGCAGGUCGCAAUCCUGUAGUAAUAGUUCACCGGAGUCGAACCGGUUAUCCCAUCACCAGCAGCAGCAGUCAUCGAUGACAUCGACGGGUGGCCCGCCUCCGCCACCCAGCAUUGCCGCCCACCAACACUCCCAUCAGCAUCACUCCCAUUCGCAUUCGCACUCACAACCACAACAGCAGCAUCAGCAGGAUCCCGGAACACAACUGCAAAAUCUCAAAGGACAACAUCAGCAGCAGCAGCAGUCACAACUGCCCCAGGCGGCAAUGAGUGAAAUGCGCGUUUGAUUGCAUUUCGCCUCCUCCUACCCUGACCAAGGACAACGACGACGCUCGCGCCCUGCGCCCCCACCGAGGUCGGAUGCUGACCAUUACAACGACAGCGAUGACCUCACCGACAACUACUGUAGUGGCUGUGGCGGCGAUGAUGGUGAAGUUGUUUAAUGUUUUGUUCGAGGCCCUUCACCCCCUCCCGGCAGGCGGGGGGGCUCUGAUAUCGGCACGGUGAUUCAUUCGGCGUUGUAAGUAAAAAAUAAUUGCCAUUGAAACUUUAAACGCCAGGUUGUUUGUAUAGUUAUUCUUUAC